CUACACUCUCGCGAUAUUUUAAGACACUACGUCAUUCCAUGAUGGCUGAAGAUUCUGGCGGGGUAAUUUUCAACAUCUCUCUCAUUCUUUUCUAUUUUUCUCGAUUUCAGCUUGCCCUUGAGCCAUGGCUGGACUCGCCACCACGAUAAGCGUUCACACAACAUUAGUGUCGACAUGCCCAAAAAAGGGAGCCGAAAACGGCUGAAAUACCGAGCUGGGGACGUUUGCUCGGAAUCAGUGACUGUGGCUGAUUAUGCUGAUGCCGAUCCAGCCAUUGUGAAGUCUGGUAGGGUGAAAAAAGCUGUUGCGAAUGCAGUUGAAAAAGAAGUCAAAUUAUUAUGUGGCCUGGAAGCAUCACAGGGUGCUGUCGAGGAGGUUCUGUCAUCUGCUGUAACCAGAGACAGCAGUGAUGACCGAGACGCGGACGAAGAUGGCGAGGGCGAAACUAAAGUGAUCCAUAAGAAGAAAAGCAAGAGGAGAAAGGAAAGCAGCGAGAGCAGUGAUGGAGACGAGUAUCCAGUGGACAUCUGGCUUGUGCUGUCUUCUUAUAUUCGACCAGAAGAUGUAUGCAGAUUCUCACUCAUCUGUAGGAACGCAUGGAUGGUCACAUGCACUGCAGUUUUUUGGACCAGGCUGUACAAAAGACAUUACCGGAUGGACGCCGACCUGCCGUUGCGUCUCCAGCCCGAUCGCAUUGACAGGAUGUGCGGUCUGAGGGCACGUGUAAUUCGCUCCCUUUUCCAUAUGUAUGAGCCGUUCGUCUCACGCGUCUCCGCCAUUCCGACUCUGCCCGAAGCUACGCCCACAACUUUGCUCAAUUCCAAGUGUGUAUUGUUCGGGGUAAAAAAGGUUGCCGGGACUCGACCUGAAGGAUUGUGGGAAUUCAGUUUCAAGUUCGUGAAGCAGCAGGGGAACCCCAGGAAUGGCUGCGCCAAGUCUUUGCCGGUGCCCAAACAGUACGAAGAUGUCCACACCAAUUCAGACUCGGAUUGUUACAUGCUUCAAGUCUCAACAUUCAACUUCAUCUUCACCCCCGUUGUCAUGGGCAUGACACUCACCCUGUUCACCAUCAACGUCAGCACGGACAUGCGCCAUCACCGCGUUCGUCUAGUGUUCCAGGAUUCGCCCGUCCGCAGAGGCAAGAAAAGAGGCGACCACGUCGGGACGCAGGUGGUGCUGGAUCCCGUGCACAGUGUCAGGCUUGUGGACUGGUGGCAUCCACACUACCCUUCUACCUCGUCAUAGUCCAAAAUAUAAAGAAAUUCUUGCUUCAGCAGAAAAAGUGAAAUAUGUUCCAACUGCUGGACAAUACGCACUGACUGAAAAGCCACCAAUUAGGCAAGCGUAUUGUUGCCACACCCCCCCCCAAAAAAAGUCCAGUGUCAUAUUUUUUUUUUUUUCAUGUUUUUACAUAUGUAAAAACAUGAAUUGCAAGCCUCUUGAAUUCUGUCUUAAUAACGAAAAUGUCAACCCAAGAAUGAAAUAAAACUCAAAAUUGAUGAAAUUUUUGGCCGUUUCAAAGGGAUACAUUUUCAAUUUUUUACAUAUCACGCUACACAUUACAUGAUAAUUAUCACGUUUUUCCAUGAUAAUUAUCACAUUUUUACAUGGGAUUUCAUGGUUUUCCAUGAUAAUGAUCCCAUUUUUGUUUUUCCUGAGUUUUCAAGUGUUCACAUGAUAAUUAUCACAUUUUUACAUGAUUAUUGUUACGCUUUUCCAUGAUGAUUAUCACAUUUUUACAUGGGAUUUCAUUUUCAUGACAAUGAUCACAUUUGUACUUUUUUUCCCCCUGGGUUUUUAGGUUUUUACAUGACAGGGAUCAUUUUUGCAUUAUCAUUUUUUUCUUUAAUAAUUAUCACUUUAACAUGAAUUUUCAAGAUUUUACAUGAGAUUUUUACAUAAUUACCGCAUUUUUCCAUAAUCCCCCCC
This is a messenger RNA of Corythoichthys intestinalis (scribbled pipefish), 1929 nucleotides long. It is a transcript of the gene tmem183a, whose product is annotated as transmembrane protein 183A. The coding region runs from base 175 to 1245 and encodes 356 amino acids. Gene Ontology annotation, cellular component: SCF ubiquitin ligase complex. Gene Ontology annotation, molecular function: protein binding. Lineage: Eukaryota; Metazoa; Chordata; Actinopteri; Syngnathiformes; Syngnathidae. The transcript has 9 exons. The record is from RefSeq and is a predicted model, not a curated record. Gene Ontology annotation, biological process: regulation of protein stability.